Molecule: messenger RNA, 672 nt
Organism: Neoarthrinium moseri
Lineage: Eukaryota; Fungi; Ascomycota; Sordariomycetes; Amphisphaeriales; Apiosporaceae
Exons: 3
Coding region: 1-672 (223 amino acids)
Source: RefSeq, a predicted model, not a curated record
AUGGUUAACAAGUUCCUCGUCACUGCCGCCCUCUUGGCCUCCGCGGCUCUCGCCAACCCCAUCCCUGGAAACAAUGUCGAAGCCUUGAAGGAGCGCGGCGACUCUGUUGACAUCCGUGAACCCUGGGAUGGCCACUGCCACCACAGUUGGGACGAUGAUGCAAGUAGUCAAAUACAUUUGCGCGACGAUGGAACAGAGAUUUUUGUCAGACGCGAUGAUGUAAAGGAUGACCACUUCAAGGGUGGAGACUACGGCCAUGGUGGUUACGGAGGCAAGGGUGGCCACGAAGGCUAUGGCCACGGCGGAUACGGCGAUAAGGGAGACCACAAGGGGUACGGAGGUUGGGGUGAGGGUCAUGAGGGCAAGGACGAUGGCAAGGGCAAGGUCGAGGCCCGUGACGGCUAUCACCACGAUCAUGAUGAUCACCACCACCACGAUGGUUACCACCACGACCAUAAUGAUCACCACGGAUAUGGGGGAAACCAUGGCUGGGAUAAGCGCGAAGCUGAGGCUUAUAACGGUGACGACAAGCACUACGGUGGCGAUCGAGGAGGCCACCAUGGCAACGGCGAUGGCCACCGUGGCGACAGAGAUGGUCACCGAGGAGACAGGGACGGCCAUCGAGGUGGACAUGGGGGUUCUGGCAGACACAAUGGCCACGGUCGGGACUAG